Molecule: messenger RNA, 3491 nt
Organism: Dreissena polymorpha
Lineage: Eukaryota; Metazoa; Mollusca; Bivalvia; Myida; Dreissenidae
Product: myosin-2 heavy chain-like
Exons: 12
Coding region: 355-2607 (750 amino acids)
Biological process (GO): intracellular mRNA localization
Cellular component (GO): endoplasmic reticulum; nuclear outer membrane-endoplasmic reticulum membrane network; ribonucleoprotein complex
Molecular function (GO): mRNA binding
Source: RefSeq, a predicted model, not a curated record
CAGUGAUGCGUGAACUAAUCAAUUAAGGGAUAUCCUGGUAACACCUUGUUGUAUCGAUAAGGUGUGCAUAUGUGUAUCACUUUUACUACAAUACACAAUUUAAGGGUCUGAUACAGAUCGACGUGGAUUUAAGAUUAUUGCAUCAGUGUUGUUGUUGUUUGUUUUAACGAAAGUACACGUUUGUAUGACGCAUCAGUUUAUAUCACGUGACGGUAAAAUGGCGAUGUUGCUUGCUUACACGCAAAAUUCCGGUUUAAAGCAUGUUGUCAUUGUCGAUAAUGGUGUACUCAUCAGGAAGGAUGCUUGAAUUGUUAAAGGACAAUUGAAUUUUUACUGUUAUUCCAGUUUUUCAUAAUGGAGGAAGCGACGGGGGGUUCUCUUGAUGACGAAAAUGCAAACAGUGGUUCUGAUAGCCUCAAUUGCUCCCAGACGACCAACGAGUUGAGACAUGCCCUGUUGCGUCCACCAAAUAAGAAGAGGUUUGAUGAAGAAAAAGAGGAAAUCAUGAGGGAAAUUCAAGUAAAAGACCAAGAACUGAAAUCACUCGCAGCUGUAAGCCCAAAUGCGAAGACAGCGCGACAUAAAGAAAUAAGACUCGAAAGGGAAGCUGCAAUUGCCAAACGUAGAAAUAUUGAUACAGAGCUAGCAACCCUGAAGCAGCAAAUUACAGAGAAGAUGGGCCAGCUGUCACGCACAGAGUCAAACCUGCACAUCAAGAAUGAGCAGAAGAUUGACGACACCAUCAAGAAGCUUGAGUGGCAGCUGAGACAACAGAACUUCCGGCUCGCCGAGGAGCGCAGGAUAGUGGCCGAGGUCGACAAACUGAAACGCUCCAAGAAAUUCCUCGAAGAAUACAACUCACAGAAGAAAGAAGUGGACAAGAUGAGGGCAGCCCAGAAAAAGUUCAGAGAGGAAAAAGACGUCAUCCACCAGACAGUGUUCAGUUUGAACAAGCAGGAGGAAGAGCUUCGGAAAACAAGUCAGGACCAGAAAAUGAAAUAUGAGGAGUGUAAAAGAGAGUUGGACCGCCUGCAUGAGAAGAAGCGGCAGCUGUUGUCAGAGCAACAGAGGUGCGAGAAUGAGCUGAAGCAAUGGAGGUCACGCAAGAGAAGUGAGAGCUUCCGUAGACGGGAGGAGCUACGUCUGGCCAAGGAGGAGCAAUGGCAGAAAGAACAACUGGAAUUCGAGAAAUAUCGUCAGCCAUUUGAGGAUGAGAUAAACCUCUGUAACACACUGAUCAGUUAUGUGCAGCGCUACGUAGAGAAAGAUGACUCAGCAUAUUUAGCGAGUCCACGGGAAGAGAAUCCCCACCCACCCUUGGGAAGCAGUAGCUCAUUUGGCCCAGCAGACAGUCUAGAUGAUGGCAAGUUCGUGCUACUAAAGAAAUCAGAGGAGCCUAGCGUUGACUACGCUGUGGGGAACCGACCCCGAAGAUCCAGCAAGAAGAGCAGGAAACUCUCUGGGACCAAGCCGUUGCCCCACACACCACAGAUCCUGAAGCAGUUCUCCUCCCUGAAGCUGGAAGCCCCUGGCAACGUCUCCAAGGUGCAGAGCACGCUUGAUCAGCUGACCGAGAGAAAGAAAUACUUUGAAGAGCAGGCAGCCCUGAAGUCCCGUCAGAUGUUGGGCAACCUUAACAGCUCAUUCAGUGGGUCCAUGACAGGAACCCUGGACUCACCGAUGCGUGAGCGGGCGACCACGUGGGGGAUGUUCGAGAUGCCGCCUGCCAUAUUGGAGACCCGGACGCCCAGUGACACCGGGGAGAGUGGGAUCCACGACAUGUCCCGCCAGGCCAGCAAGACUGAGAGCUCUGAGAGCACGGCCGAGGUCUCCCAUUGUGAUCAGGUUCUGGAGGAUCUCAUAAAGCAGUCUGCUGAAUACCAGGAGAGCGAGGCAUCCCGGUCGUCAGGGGAUACCAUCACCAUGGAGAUGGAAGAGAUCCCUAGCAACCAGGCAUACAGUAGCAACCAGACAUCUGAUUAUGAUCCAAAGUCAGCAGUGAGUCAGGAUCAUUCGGAAGCUGUGUUUGCUCAGGACAAUCACUCCAUGGACCAUGACUUAGCUGAAAUUAAUUUGGGAAAGAAAACGAUCUCGCAGUCGUUUGGUGAUUUACUAAACAAGGGUGGGCACUUGUUCAGUUUGAUGAACAAAGAAAUCAGCUCCAAUAUAGAGAACUAUGACACUGACUUUCCCCCAACAUUGUGUUCAGGGACGGAAAAAGCAUUAAGUGAUAAAAGAGAUUGUGAUAAUCUAAAAACAGCAUCUGCAGGGGCCUCAUUCUUGCAGAUUUCCUCAGAAAUGGGUGACAACUCAUCGUUGACAGGUAUCUCAGGUACAUGUAAAACGCCAGUUUUAUCUCAGGGUGUGACUGGAUGUGAUAUCAAGACCAUUAGUGCCUCUUGUGUGGUCGUCAAGGACAGACCACAUGACCUGAACAUAGCAACGGGUGGGGGGAAAGCCAGGGACAAUAUAUGGCAGGGUAUGACCCAACAGGGGGUGAACUGGAAACAAAACAUGACAGAGACGAACUGUGAUGACGAGGCGGUCGUUCGUGAUUUAGAUGAGCUUGAGCUAGAAAACAAAAUCGACGAAGUCACUCAUUUGUGAUGAAUGCUUGCUCUUAGGUUGUAGUUUUUAUUUACACUGUUGAAGUUUUAUUUCACUUUUUGAGUCAUAUUUAUUUGAAAAAAAGUGAUUUAUUUCGUAAUUAAUUCAAGAAUGUUGACUAUGGUAUACUGUGUGCAUGGAUAAUUUGAUUAUCUUCAACUUUGAUGUAUGUUUUAAUGCAUUUCUUGUUUUGAAUGCCUAACACCUAUGAAAGAUUUGUUCUUUAUCUAAUCCUUUUUAAUUUUUAUUUUAUAAUUUUUAGAAUAAUUUGUUUGUGCAUUGAAAAAACAUUCUUUCGUUGAAUUGUUUUCAAUUGUGGCAAGCUUGCGGCUUAGUACAAAGAGGAUUUUUAAAUAAAAUUAUUUUUUAUUUAUUAUUUUGAUUCUUUAAUGAUAUUCAAUAUUUAUGUAUUUAUUUAAAGGUACACAGCAUCUAUACAGAAUGUUGUAUUAGUAUUAAGUUUUUAUAUAAUGCUAUUAUUUUAUUUAAAAAGUAUUUCAUCAGUUGAAAGAUUAUAUGUGUCGCGAUCUAAGAAAACUGGGCAUAAUGCAUGUGCAUAGUGUUGUUCCAGAUUAGCCUGUGCAGUCCUAACAGGCUAAUCAGGGAUGACACUUUCCGCCUUAACUGGAUUUUCGUGUAGAAGAGACUUCCUUUAAACAAAAAAUUCCAUAAAAGCGGAAAGUGUCGUCCCUGAUUAGCCUGUGCGGACUGCACAGGCUAAUCUGGGACAAUACUUUACGCACAUGUAUUAAGCCCAGUUUUCUCAGAACGGGACUCAUAUACAUGAACCAGAAUAUAUUGUGUGCUUAAGUAAUCUCCAUAUGCUUUUGUUAUACAUUUUAUGAAACUAAAAAAAAAUAUAUAUAUAUAUAUAUAUAUGGAGA